Molecule: messenger RNA, 735 nt
Organism: Panicum virgatum (switchgrass)
Lineage: Eukaryota; Viridiplantae; Streptophyta; Magnoliopsida; Poales; Poaceae
Product: vegetative cell wall protein gp1-like
Exons: 1
Coding region: 1-735 (244 amino acids)
Source: RefSeq, a predicted model, not a curated record
AUGGGGUCACUGGGCCCACCCGUCAUACUCAAGCCAAGGGGAGGCAAGAGGCCGUGGCGCGGGUUGGGCUCGAGGCCAUCCGCCGAGCGCGGCAGGGGCCUGGUGCGGCGCGCCGGUCCUCGCCGGGGUUCUGGGGCUGCGUCGCACAGCACCACCGGCGAGAGGCGCGGCCGCUUUUCCCCUCCGGCGCCGGCAGCCCACCCUCUUCUCCGCGUCCAGCGCCUCCAUCUUGCCGAGCUCCGGGCCUCGCCGCCUCCUUCGCCCUCCCUCUGCGGUGCCUCGCCGCCACCAUGGACGUGGCCGCAGGCCCCGCGCUCGCCGCCGGCGGCAGGACGUGGAUGUGGACGCCUCCCUGCUCGAGGCCGUGGACGCCCGACGCCGGCCUCGCCGCCGCGCGCGCACGCACGCGCCCGCGCUUGCCGUGGACGCCCUCCCGCGGCGCUCGCCGUGCCCGCGCUCGCCGUGGACACCUCCCCGCUCGAGGCCAUGGACGCCCGACGCCGGCCUCGCCGCCGCGCACGGAUGCGCCCGCGCUCGCCGUGCCCGUGGACGCCUCCCUGCUCGAGGCCAUGGACGCCCGAUGCCGGCCUCGCCGCCGCGCGCGCGGACGCGCUCGCCGUGGACGCCCUCCCGCGGCGCUCGCCGUGCCCGCUCUCGCCGUGCCCGCUCUCGCGCCCCUUCUUCUAUCCGCCGGCGCCGCCCUCCAUCCGCCACCGCCAUCCAUCUGGCGGCUGA